Mesorhabditis belari is the source of this 423-nucleotide messenger RNA. NCBI's taxonomy places the organism in Eukaryota, Metazoa, Nematoda, Chromadorea, Rhabditida, Rhabditidae. The record is from the annotation of a GenBank genome assembly.
AUGGAGGAAACACAGCAAAAAGUCAAAAGAGCAGUGGAUUCAAUGAUGGAUGAGAUCGACAAGAAACAUCUUCGCGAAAUGCAAAAACGGAUGUUUGAAUGCUCCGCAAAAUGCUGCUCGAAUCAGCACUCAUCGAGGGAAGUGAUAGAGAAUUGCGUGGACACUUGCAACGGAGGGAUGCGAAAAGCUCAAGGGCAACUCGAGAUGGAGCUGGGAACUCUUCAAGCACAAUUAUCGCGAUGCGCCAUGAGCUGUUACGAUGAUCUGACGAAGCAAUUUGGACCGGAUACCUCAAAAUACACUGAACGACAGACUCAGGAAUUCAAUGAGCGUCUUGAUCGCUGUGUGGCAAAGUGCGCCGAUGAACAUGUCUCGUUGUUGCCAAAGAUUCAAGAACGAUUCGCAAAGUUUAUCCGUUCAUUG